AUGCAGCAACCGCCAAUGCUGCCGCGCAUCGCGAUUAUUGAUCAUCACGACUCCUACACGCGCAAUCUUCUCUCUUUGAUUACACAGAGCAUUGAGCCUGCGCCUGAUGCGGAGACACUGGCAAAUCGCGUCGUUGUCCUUCCUUACACGCAUCCGAUUUUAACAGCGGAUCGUAUCGGCACCAAUUUGCUCCCUCAUGUGGACGCAUUGAUUCUAUCCCCGGGACCGGGAAACCCUCAUAGCAAACAGGAUUUUGGUACAUCUAUGGAACUACUGCGUGCACAGAAGCAUGCGCCGGUUCCAGUGCUUGGCAUCUGCCUUGGCCACCAAGGGAUUGCCGUUGCGGACGGCGCAAAAGUCGUACAGCUCGCCACGCCGAUACACGGACGCAGGCAUGCGCUGAGUAUUGACAGUGAUGCACGCGAUGCAAAACGUGCGCAUGAAAUGCUCAGUAUUAUGGAAAAUGUACCCCAAGGCACCGAGGUGGUUUGCUACAAUAGCCUCGUUGUGGACGAGAAGACACUGCCACCCGUGCUUCGUGUUCUUGCACACUCCCAGUCAGAGCAAGGACCACUUGUACAGGCGAUCGAACACACGGAACUUCCCUACUUUGGCGUCCAAUUUCAUCCGGAAAGCAUCGAGUCCGAUGGGGGCGCCACAGUCUUACGCAACUUUUUUCACAACGUCGCGGCGUAUUGGAAGGCAUGCGAUAAACAGCGCGUAGCGCAAUGGGUCUCGCCGCAGCUUCGACUUUCUACAGCGCUUAUCGAGGUCGGCGGAAGUUGUGUUGCGCCAAGCAGGCCAUUGCAUACGUCGACGCCUCGGUGGGAAGUCGUCCAAAAAACAUUUUUGAUACCCACUACUGUAACACUCCACGAUACUCUGGCACAUGUUAUGCCGGCCUUGUUUCAAAAGUUGUGUCGCACGUCUAAUCAUCGUGGCCCGAUGGCCAGCGGCGUAUGGCUGGACAGUGCGAGCGUAGCGGAUCCACAAAGCCAACUCUCCAUGAUGGGGCGUGCAGAUUUUACGUUACAUUACGAUAUGCAUGGAAGCUUGGCGGCAUGCGUCCAAAAUGAGGAUGCGUCCAUAUCGCGCGCGGUAUUAGAUGCAAACGGCUCCUUGUGGGAUUGGCUUGGCAACGUUCAACGCGUCUUACAAAGUAUGACCAAGCUGCCGGACGCGAUGCCUAUGGAUGCAGCUGCUGGCGGCAGUACAUGCGCUUUCUGCACUGGGUUUGUUGGUUUCUGGAGCUACGAAAUGAAGGACGAGAGUCUGCAUCUUCGACCUUUCGAUCCCACACAUUAUGGGCCGGCGGGGCCGCGCGAGGCUGUGGAUCGGAUGCAGCUGCCCGCUGCGCAGUGGAGCUUUUGCAAUACAACGCUCUCGUUGGAUCAAAAAUUACGCACUUGGACUGCGUAUGCGCUUGUGGAUCAUGGGACAGAGGCGCACUUACCGUCUGAGAUGCAAACGCUGACAUUGGCGCUCGCGCAGCUGCCGCAUGGCACCGUAGGCAUAUCGCAUGCACGUGCGGAUGAAUGGCUCGCUCGUGUAGAGGAGACGCUUUUGGAGGUAUGCAACCAAGCAUCCCCGAGCUCCGAGACCCUUGUUCGCCAAGUACUUCCGCCCCUUCACGCUGUGGAUAACAAACAGACGUACCAGGAUAAAAUCGGCAAGGCAAGGCAACUUAUCGGUGCUGGCGAAAGCUACGAACUGUGUCUCACCACCCAGUUCGAAGGCCGCGUUCCCGAACUCGACUCGCACAAUUACGAUGCACAUUUUGCACUCUACUGCAAACUCAGACGUAAAAACCCUGCGCCGUUUAGUGCAUACAUCGAACUGCUUCCUACCGCGACACUCCCACAAGCAAUUCUCUCCACGAGUCCUGAACGGUUUCUCACCGUCACCCGCGAGGGAUAUAUGGAAAUGCGGCCGAUCAAAGGAACGCUUCCUAAGGCGGGCUUUGCGAAGGGCGAGGAGGACUGGCUUGAACGCGCACAUCAAGACACCGCUUUUGCCGCACAUGUUCAAGCCGAAGACGAGCGUCGAAAAGCCAAAUUGAACGCGGACCCGAAAGAGCGCGCCGAGAAUCUCAUGAUUGUGGAUUUGAUCCGCGCAGAUCUUCAGUCGGUAUGUUUUCCGGGAUCGGUCCAGGUCCCGCGCUUAAUUGCACUGGAGAGCUAUGCAACGGUACACCAGCUCGUCACUGCCGUCACAGGCAUACUGCGGCCUGGAAUUGGCUGUGUCGAGGCAACUAAGCGGUGUUUCCCCCCGGGAAGCAUGACAGGUGCACCAAAGCACCGGAGUGUCGAGUUGCUCGAUGAUUUGGAGCGUGCGCAUGGCGGUAGGGCGACGCGGCGUCGUGCUGCAUAUUCGGGUGCGCUUGGCUUUAUCAGCGUAGAUGGCGCCUCGAACAUGUCUGUGGUGAUCCGCACAGUGACAACACAAGGUUCCGGCGCCUUGGUCGGGGCAGGUGGUGCGAUUACAUAUGCUUCGACAGCAGAGGGUGAAUGGGAAGAGGCACUCACUAAACUUGGAUCGGUUGCAUCCUUGGCUACGUAA
Malassezia vespertilionis is the source of this 2559-nucleotide messenger RNA. RefSeq names its product aminodeoxychorismate synthase (gene ABZ1). The record is from RefSeq and is a predicted model, not a curated record. Bases 1 to 2559 code for a protein of 852 amino acids. Gene Ontology annotation, biological process: L-tryptophan biosynthetic process. Lineage: Eukaryota; Fungi; Basidiomycota; Malasseziomycetes; Malasseziales; Malasseziaceae. The transcript has a single exon.